Molecule: messenger RNA, 1598 nt
Organism: Suncus etruscus (white-toothed pygmy shrew)
Lineage: Eukaryota; Metazoa; Chordata; Mammalia; Eulipotyphla; Soricidae
Product: 26S proteasome regulatory subunit 4-like
Exons: 1
Coding region: 28-1350 (440 amino acids)
Biological process (GO): proteasome-mediated ubiquitin-dependent protein catabolic process
Cellular component (GO): proteasome regulatory particle, base subcomplex
Molecular function (GO): ATP hydrolysis activity; ATP binding; proteasome-activating activity
Source: RefSeq, a predicted model, not a curated record
GGCGGUGGCAGCUGGAGCCGAAGCAAGAUGGGUCAAAGUCAAAGCGGUGGACAUGGCCCUGGAGGUGGCAAGAAGGAUGACAAGGACAAGAAAAAGAAAUAUGAGCCUCCAGUACCAACACGAGUGGGGAAAAAGAAGAAGAAAACAAAGGGACCAGAUGCUGCCAGCAAACUGCCACUAGUGACACCUCAUACUCAGUGCAGGUUAAACUUACUGAAGUUAAAGAGAAUCAAAGACUACCUUCUCAUGGAGGAAGAGUUCAUUAGAAAUCAGGAACAGAUGAAACCUUUAGAAGAAAAACAAGAGGAAGAGAGAUCAAAGGUGGAUGACCUGCGAGGGACCCCGAUGUCCUUGGGAACCUUGGAGGAAAUCAUUGAUGACAACCACGCCAUCGUAUCUAUGUCUGUGGGGUCAGAACACUAUGUCAGCAUUCUCUCCUUUGUGGACAAGGACCUACUGGAGCCAGGUUGCUCUGUGCUGCUGAACCACAAGGUGCAUGCUGUGAUCGGGGUGCUGAUGGACGACACUGACCCCAUAGUCACUGUGAUGAAGGUGGAGAAGGCACCCCAGGAGACCUACGCUGAUAUUGGGGGCUUGGACAACCAGAUCCAGGAAAUAAAGGAAUCUGUGGAGCUUCCUCUCACUCACCCUGAGUACUAUGAAGAGAUGGGUAUCAAGCCCCCUAAGGGGGUGAUCCUCUAUGGUCCCCCUGGCACAGGUAAGACCUUAUUAGCCAAAGCAGUUGCAAACCAGACCUCGGCCACUUUCCUUCGGGUGGUCGGCUCGGAGCUCAUCCAGAAGUACCUUGGGGAUGGGCCCAAGCUUGUGCGGGAGCUGUUUCGCGUGGCUGAAGAGCACGCGCCAUCCAUUGUGUUCACUGAUGAAAUCGAUGCCAUUGGGACUAAAAGAUAUGACUCCAAUUCUGGAGGUGAAGGAGAAAUUCAGAGAACCAUGUUGGAACUCUUGAACCAGCUGGAUGGAUUUGACUCAAGAGGGGAUGUGAAAGUUAUCAUGGCCACAAACCGAAUAGAAACUGUGGAUCCAGCACUUAUCAGGCCAGGCCGCAUUGACCGGAAGAUCGAGUUCCCCCUGCCUGAUGAGAAGACCAAGAAGCGCAUCUUCCAGAUCCACACGAGCAGGAUGACACUAGCCGAUGAUGUUACCCUGGAUGACUUGAUCAUGGCUAAAGAUGACCUCUCUGGGGCUGACAUCAAGGCAAUCUGUAUAGAAGCUGGUCUGAUGGCCCUAAGGGAGCGGAGAAUGAAAGUAACAAAUGAAGAUUUCAAAAAGACUAAAGAAAAUGUUCUUUAUGAAAAGCAAGAAGGCACCCCUGAGGGGCUGUAUCUCUAAUGACCCAGAAUGGCCUUCCAGCAGGCGGGCUGACAGGCUGGCUUCAAGGGUGGGGGUGGGUGGAGGUGGGCAUGAUUGGGAAGGCUGCCCAGAGGGACCCAUAGUCCACUUUAUCUUUAGGAGCAAAACCGCCUGUGCACCAUCUGAGCAUGACUGCCAAAGCCUAUGUCCCACUAACCCAUGGGGCACGCGCAGUACGAUUGCAAUAAAGUGUAUUUCUCAAAAAAAAAAAAAAAAAAAAAGAAGAA